Vespa velutina is the source of this 5150-nucleotide messenger RNA. RefSeq lists its product as uncharacterized. The coding region runs from base 1274 to 4804 and encodes 1176 amino acids. The transcript is spliced from 26 exons. Gene Ontology annotation, molecular function: citrate transmembrane transporter activity; calcium ion binding; succinate transmembrane transporter activity. Gene Ontology annotation, biological process: citrate transport; monoatomic anion transmembrane transport. The record is from RefSeq and is a predicted model, not a curated record. Lineage: Eukaryota; Metazoa; Arthropoda; Insecta; Hymenoptera; Vespidae. Gene Ontology annotation, cellular component: membrane.
GAGAGAGAGAGAGAGAGAAAGAGAGAGUAUAGGCACGACCGAUAUAGUUCACGUUAAUGGCUAUAAGACUAUUUGUAAUAUAUUCUUACAGAAAUUCUGUUUAUCUCUUUUUUUAUAUAUAUAUUCAUUUCCACUUCAUUUACAUUUUGCGAUUUCAUAGAAAUUUUUUACUUUUUGAAAUGCCCGCCAUUUUAAAACCGGAAAUCUAUAUCAAAUCAAAAUUACUUGUGAAUCCUUGUUUGCAAGUAAUUUAAUUCUUCUUCUUUUUUUUUCUUUGUCUUUUUUUCUUCUUGUACAAAUUUCAAGUGAAUUUAUUCAGUCGUUCGGAACGAUAGAGAGAAUAUACACACACACACACAUACAUACGCACGUACGCACGCACGCGCGCGCCAAAUACACACACACACACACACACAUAUAUAUAUAUACACACAGCAGAGAGAGCAACACGCAUACAUUUUAGAUUUUGAUAUGAAACGUAAAGAUCGAACAAGUUUUUUGGAUAUCUCAAGUAGUCUCGGAGAUAAUCAUUUGUUAGACAUUUCGUUUUAUCGAGAACGUAAGGAACUUGUUACGGUCGUGCCUAAAAAAAAGAAGAAAAAAGGAAAGGGAUAAAAGAAGCGGGAGCAAAACAUGUCAAGCAGCACGAUGCGCUUUACGGUAGCGCCAGCUUCUGGUUCACUCGUUACUAACUCUUUGGCUCCUGUUUGACUCAGAAAAGAGAAGUGUGUUGUUGGGAUAAACGCGUCGCGUGAACGUGGAUAUUUUAUAUAGUUAGAAAUGUUGUCAGUCGAUUUAACGAAGCUUUCUUGAUAAUAUCGCACGUUUGACGUCCAGCUCCCGCUGAUAUCCGGCGACACGGUCUUUCAUUUUAAAUAUAACGGUGUAUAAAUAAGUAUGAGCAAUAGCAGAGAAUACGCGGAGCUCCCGACCGUAUGAAUUUUUUUUGAUACGCACGUUUGGACUAUCGAUCAUCGCUGAUAUUUUCUCAUUUCAUCGAGGAUCCAAGAUCAAGGGUGCAUCAAAUGCGUUCAAUAUUUAUGACUUUUUCUUUGACGUUUACCGUAUAUGUUCUUUGUGCGUGGGUAUGCAGUACCGAAACACCAAGGAACACUUGAAUCCAAAGUCUGUAAAGAAUUUGGAAUAUACCUUUGUUUUCGGAAGAACGUAUUUGGAAUAAACGAGUUCUCUUAAACGAUGAAUACUUGUUUUGUACUGGCUAAGGGCUGCUUAGUUUGCCGCUUGACCCAGUUUAAUAAAAAAAAUAUACACAAUGCUGUUCUUCCCGAACUGGUUACAGCCGCAGGACAUGCUGCACGAUGUUGAAAAUCGUUAUGGGAUCAGUACAGAUUCCUGUAUAAUGUUUGAGGAGUUCUGCAUAUUUGCCACAGAACUGGCACUUCUGUGCGAACGAGGAACAGUCGUUCCUAUGAGCACCUCUCAUUUGUUACACUGUGAUGGAAAGGAUACUAAUUAUAAAAUUGGUUCAAAGAGAAUGGCAUAUGAGGUAUUUUUGGGUGGCUCUUGUAAUCCAACCACCUGGAGGUCAGAGAUAGCAAUACCGACACUUCAAAGACUUGGAAUUACUUAUUAUAAUCCUCAAGUAUCACAAUGGGGUCCAGAGCUUAUAGCUCAAGAAUAUGAAGCAAAACAGACAGCACGCGUUUUGCUUUUUGUAAUCGAUAAUCAAACUCGUAAUAGCGCCGGAAUUAUAGAGGCAGCUCAAUUGGCAGCAACUAGGAGUGAAUCUCUGAUUCUUGUAAUUUACCCGUAUCGACAAGAUCAGACUAUACUCGGAGAAAGUGUUUCAUCACAGGAAUACUAUGAUUUAAUGAAUGGAUUACUUGUACUUCAAUACUUUAUGGAAAGACACAGGAUACCUAUAUUUGAAAGUGUAUCGGUCGCUCUAAAUUGUACAUCUAAGAUUUUGCGCGAACAAAUAAACGUACAGGACUUACAUGCUGAUGAUGGAGCAAGAACUAUGAGAAUCUCUCUAAGUCAAAAUGGGUCCGAUAUAAUAAUGUUAAGAGAGAUUUUUAAAUCUUUGGACAUUAAUGAUAGUGGUACAAUAAAUUUAAAAGAAGCUUGGGUAGCCUUACAGACAAACACAAAAUGUAAUGUGUCAGUUUCAGAUCUGUUCAAUGCUGUAAAUAAGUCAGAAACGUACAGAAGCGUGAUCGAUGGAUUUCCAGGGAAAGGUGAUCCAGCAGAAUCGCGGAUAAACUUCGAACAGUUUUACUCUUUAGCCAGCGAAGCUUCAUGGCGGAUGAAGAAUAAUGGAGUUUCUUGUGAAAGUGAGAUACCUUCAGUUUGGAGUAUAUUAUGUAGGAAGGCCUCAAAAUUUCUGCGCAGAGCUAUUGUACACCCUUUUAAUCGUUUCCUAGAUUGGACUAACUCCUUAAUACCAGAGUCUGAGAAGAGAGACCUGUAUGUUGGAGUGGUCAGUAAAGAUCUGUUUUGGUUAGAAUCUUCUGCAGCUCCAUUGAUUGAGUCUAUGGGUUUGACUCUAUAUCGACCAAGCCUGAAUGAGUACAACAUAAGGGUAUUGCCACACGAAUUACAAAGGAUGAAAAAUUCGCGGUUAAUCCUAUUAAUUGUACCGCAGCACUCUCGUGGCAUUGCUAUAAUGGCAUUAGCAGCUCACUUGAUUGGAAUACGUGCUAAGCUUGUCCUGUGUGUUCAAAUUCUCCCCGAGGGUUGUAUUAUUUCUGGUGAAAAGUUAACCGAACAAGCCACGAAAGACUAUAAUCGGGGAAGGAUGUACCUGUCGGACUAUGCAAAGCGCGAAGGUGUACCUGUUUUUCAGAAUAUCGCUGAUGCACUGCAACAUGCGAUACAGCUAGUUCAAAGUCCCUUUUUAAGAGACAACAAGACAGGAAUCAUUGCCGAGAAGUAUAUAGUCCUUUUAGAGCCAACGAGUACGGCAUCAUUUAGAUUUGGAGAUUCUAAGAGCAAAAGAUUGCCUACAUCCAAAUCGAAGGGAAGUGCCACCCGUGGUACAGUUGUCAUGUACCACCAUAAUGGAACACCAAUUCCUAAGAGUAUUACCGCGAAGGAUAUGCUGGCAUAUACUCUAUAUUUUUCUAUUAUGAAUACGAUUGCAAUGGAACCAGAAAUUACCGUCACGACGGCUAGAGAGAAAGAGCCACAUUUGGGUAAUCUUCUUAUACGAUUUGUAGCAAUAUAUUGGAAAUCUUUUAUAAUUGUACUAUGGCCAUUGAUUCUAUUGCCAUUAAUAUUUAUAAAAACUGAAGAGGUAUUGGCCAUGCGAUGUUUAUACGUAGUCGCUUUGAUGGCAAUGUUUUGGGUAACAGAGGCUCUACCAUUACCCAUCACAGGUCUCAUACCCGUGGUAUUUUAUCCUCUAAUGGGUAUUAUGAGCACUAAUGAAACUUGCCUUUGUUAUAUGAAUGAUACUACAAUGAUGUUUCUUGGUAGCUUGGUUAUCGCCGUUGUUAUUGAAAACUCUGGUCUACAUAUGCGCAUUGCUCUCUUGAUCAUAAAAAUAAUUGGUUGCAGUCAUAGAAGGUUGACUUUGGGCCUCUUUUUCGUGACGAUGUUCAUUUCUAUGUGGGUUUCUAAUACCGCUGCUACGACGAUGAUGAUACCGAUUAUGGAGACGGUACUCUUAGAACUUGAAGCACAAGGACUUGGUAAUAUGUUCAUUCAAGAGAAUGAAACUGAAAUGGCGAUUUCACCUAUUUCAAAAAGACCGACACAUAGUACAAUGGUUUAUUAUUUGGUGGCAGCUUAUGGUUCAAGUCUUGGUGGUAUUGGUACGAUAGUAGGAAGCGGAACAAAUUUAACUUUGAAAGGAUUUUUCGAAACACGUUUUCCGAAUAGUCCAAGUAUAAGUUUUGCCUCUUGGAUGCUUUAUUCUGUACCACCAAUGUUACUGAUGGGCCUUCUGUCCUGGCUAUGGUUACAAGUGAUGUACAUGGGUCUAUUCAGGCCAAAAAGCAAAGAUGCUAGAGCGAUUGAUAUUGGUUCCCAAGGAGAACGUGUUGCUACAGAAGUGAUACAAAAAAGAUACAAGGAACUCGGACCAAUUUCGUGGCAUGAAUCUGUAGUUGGAAUUAUGUUUAUAACUGUAGUACUACUUUGGUUCUUUAGAAGUCCUGGAUUCAUGAAAGGCUGGCCAUCUUACAUCACGAAUUUGCCAGUCAAGGAUUCAACGGCGGCUACGUGUCUGACGAUCUUAUUUUUCAUACUUCCAGCAAAACUUGAUUUUCUACAUGCCUUUGAUAAGGAUCCGAAUAAACGUCCUAAAAAACCGUCGCCUGGUAUGAUAACAUGGCAGACGAUACAUCAAAAAAUGCACUGGAGUUUGAUACUGGUGCUUGGUGGAGGUUUUGCUAUAUCAGCUGGUAGUAAAUUAUCUAGAUUAUCAGAAAUCCUUGGAAAUUUAUUAACAGGAUUGAAUUCUAUACAUCCAAUAGCAAUAUUGGCUAUUGUUUGUAUAUUUGCAGAAACUGCAACUGAGCUCACUGCAAAUGUUGCUGUUGCAAAUAUCAUAUUACCAGUAUUAGCAGAAAUGUGUGUGGCACUACAAAUACAUCCUUUGUAUCUUAUGCUUCCAGCAACUAUAUGUUGUUCAUUCUCAUUUCAUUUACCAGUAGGUACACCACCCAAUGCCAUUGCCAGUGCAGCAGGACAUAUAAGAACAAAAGAUUUUAUAAUUGCUGGGAUAGGUCCAACUAUUAUAACACUCAUUAUAACUAUAGGAGGAUUUUGUACUUGGGGUACAUAUGUAUUUAAUUUACAUGAAUUUCCAACAUGGGCUUCGCAGAAUAAAACAAUGUAGAUUUGCUUUUUAUUUAGUAUUAUUCAUAUUAAACUUUUUUUAAAGACUAAAUUAAAUUAUAUAUAAAAAUUUCUAUAUAAUAUAAUUAUCUAGAAAAAAAAGAAGAAGAAAGAAAAAAAAGAAAUAAAAUAAUAUUACAUUAUGGUUACUUUAUAAAAAAAGAACAUCGUGAAAUGGUAUUACAGAAGCUUAACUUAAUAAGCCGACUAGAAUCUUCAUAUUAUCAUAUCAAAAUAAAAAAUAAGAUAAAUAUAGAUACGAUUUAUUUUUUAUAAAAAUAUUAAAAUGUUUAACUGUCUGUAUUAAAAAUAACAAAUAUAUUUGUUUGUUAUAUCGAUAUUUAAUA